UACGCGGUAUCAGCAGAUACCAGCAAUUCAAAAACGCGGUAGAACUUUUUCCUGUUUCUUGCUUGGGGAUUGGUUUUGUUAUACACAAGUGAUGUGUCGUACUAAAAUCAGAAAUUAAGUCACGUCUGUCAUGUCACUUUCUAUGGUGUUUCCUCUCUAGGAUCUUUAUGAAAAACCCCCCACUGAAUUCCCCUCUUUUAUUAAUUCCCUUCUUUUAUUACUUCGAUUUUACGUAGAAUCAUAUCAACCUUUUUUCUAGAUUCAGAUAACAUCAUCUCUACUUAGUUUGAGACAAAUUCCAUAUAACAGUUCUCUUCUUUCACUUUUUUUUUUCCCUGUAAAGUUUGAGUCUUGGUGAUGGCCGUACUUGCUGGGGAUAAUGCGAUUGUUCCACCAUUGAACAGUUUACCGAUUGGGUACCGUUUUAGGCCCACUGAUGAGGAGCUGAUCGAUCAUUAUUUGAGGUUGAAGAUCAAUGGUUUUGAUGAAAAAGUUUGUGUUAUUCGUGAAGUUGAUAUCUGUAAAUUUGAGCCCUGGGACUUGCCUGAUUUGUCUGUGGUAGAGUCAAAUGACAAUGAGUGGUACUACUUCUGUCCCAUAGAUAGGAAGUACCAAAAUGGGCAGCGAUUGAACCGAGCCACAGAACGAGGAUACUGGAAAGCUACUGGUAAAGAUAGAAGCAUAGCCACUAGAAAGGGGGUGAAGAUUGGGAUGAAGAAGACCUUGGUAUACUACAAUGGGCGAGCUCCUGAUGGAAAGAGGAUGCAUUGGGUUAUUCAUGAAUAUCGUGCAACUGACAAGUCAUUGGAUGGUUCACACCCUGGACAGGGAGCCUUUGUGCUUUGUCGUCUCUUUAAGAAGACUGAAUUGAAGCAAGAUGAAAAUGUCGAAAGUUCACACUUGGAUGAAGUUGAACAGUUUGUUUCUUCUACUGCUGUUGGAAAAUCACCUACUGAUGAUGGAUUACCAAAGGCAGUGGCUCCAUCUCCAAUCCUGGAAAGUGAUAGUAAUAUAAGCAAUCCACCAAAGACCUCUGGAGGCGAAACUCAUGGCAAUAUUUGCACUGCUGAUAAUACUGAAGAUCCAAUGUUGGAGAUAACAUCAUUACCACCAGAUCCCGUGUUAGAGAAAUUGUUGGAAAUGUUUUGUGACCCUUCACCAGAGCGUCUUGAUUGGAAAAUCUCCUCCCAGGUGGAGUUUGGAUCUUCUUACUUACAUGCUCCCAUGACCAAUGAGAUCAGCUGUGAUCAAAAGGAUGUCCAGUUUCAGAACACUGUUGAUACUAAUGAGUUUUUUAAUUCAAUUCUUGUCAGCUCUGAUGAGCUUUCCUAUGAAGAUUCUGGACUGGGAUUAAGGUCAGUCCGGUUUGCCUCAAACAGUAUUAAUACUAUAACAAGGGCAUCAGUUAAGGACUCUGGAUCACUUAGUGAGUCGAAGGCACAAGUUAGACAAGAGCCAGUUGGGACAGAUUUAUUUGAACCCGAGCUGCUGUUGGCAAAUCGUGAAGAGACUGCAGCAAUGAGAGAGGUUAAUUCUGUUGCAACCACAGUGGAAGAGGCGUUUGCAACACCUUAUGUUAUCAAUGAUCACUCGAUGGGGAAUCUGGAUUUCCUCAACCCUGGAGAGGUUAUUUUGUCUGCUGGUUCUGGUGGAAUGCAGGUCCACAGCUCACUAAACUCUGAUGAAUCGAGCGGUUAUAGCAAUAUAGGUAAUGAGUCUGGUUUUGGAACCGGAAUAACACUAAGGACUCGGCCGAUGCGUAAAAAACCUGAUUCUGGAACGCAAGGAACUACUGAUAGAAGAAUACGUUACCAAGUGAAACUUCAAGCUGGAAGAGUUGAGUGUCACAAGCCUUCUGAUUAUGAUCAGGGCGGAGCAAAUCAUGAAGAACUGUUAACUGUGUCUGAGAGUGAAAAGUUCUCCACUGAAGACAGUUCUAAUGCUGGCGCUGCUAUCUCCUGUGAUGAAACACAAGAUACCAUGUGCAAAGAAUUUCAAGGGGAUGGUCUAGUGGUUGAAGACUUGAGAGCAAAUGCGAAAGAUACAAUUGAUUUUCCAGUUGCUGAAGUAUCAAAGAGAGCAGCAAUGUCUUCGUUUUCCUUAAGUUUCUACAUAUCCAAGCUGCUCAUGGUUGUAAGUGUGCUCGUAGUCUUCUUGGGUCUUUGGAGAUGCAUUGAGCUGAGAUAGUCUGCAUCCCGAAUGAAGUUUUGUAAAUAAGUUCUUGAUGGAUGAUAGAGGUGCUCGCAGUAGCAUGAACUGGCUUUUAUGUUUUGUUGAUUUUUAUCUGCUUUUUUAUUAUAGCAGAGGAGCUCGAGUUGAGACAACUUGGAAGUUGCUGGUGUAUAUUUUAUGAUUGGCUCGUUUUGUACAUUAGUCUCUCAAGUAGUACUAUGCUGUGUAUGGAGAUCUAAUUUAGACUUUAUCCAAAGAUUUGCAUUUGGCAUAUUGACUUA
Molecule: messenger RNA, 2453 nt
Organism: Lycium barbarum (goji berry)
Lineage: Eukaryota; Viridiplantae; Streptophyta; Magnoliopsida; Solanales; Solanaceae
Product: NAC domain-containing protein 91-like
Exons: 6
Biological process (GO): regulation of DNA-templated transcription
Molecular function (GO): DNA binding
Source: RefSeq, a predicted model, not a curated record